Pipistrellus nathusii (Nathusius's pipistrelle) is the source of this 1431-nucleotide messenger RNA. Lineage: Eukaryota; Metazoa; Chordata; Mammalia; Chiroptera; Vespertilionidae. The record is from the annotation of a GenBank genome assembly.
AUGGGUCGGAAGGAAGAAGAUGAUGACUGCAGCUCCUGGAAGAAACAGACGACCAACAUCCGGAAAACCUUCAUCUUCAUGGAGGUGCUGGGAUCAGGAGCUUUUUCUGAAGUUUUCCUGGUGAAGCAAAGGGUGACUGGGAAGCUCUUUGCCCUGAAGUGCAUCAAGAAGUCACCGGCAUUCCGGGAUAGCAGCCUCGAGAAUGAGAUCGCGGUGCUGAAAAAGAUCAAGCAUGAAAACAUCGUGACCCUGGAGGACAUCUAUGAGAGCACCACUCACUACUACCUGGUCAUGCAGCUUGUUUCUGGUGGGGAGCUCUUUGACCGGAUCCUGGAGCGGGGUGUCUACACAGAGAAGGACGCCAGCCUGGUGAUCCAGCAGGUCUUGUCCGCCGUGAAAUAUCUCCACGAGAAUGGCAUUGUCCACAGAGACUUAAAGCCUGAAAACCUGCUGUACCUCACCCCUGAAGAGAAUUCUAAGAUCAUGAUCACAGACUUUGGUCUGUCCAAGAUGGAACAGAGUGGUGUCAUGUCCACUGCCUGUGGGACUCCAGGCUAUGUUGCUCCGGAAGUGUUGGCCCAGAAACCCUACAGCAAAGCUGUGGAUUGCUGGUCCAUCGGCGUCAUCACCUACAUAUUGUUGUGUGGGUAUCCUCCUUUCUAUGAAGAAACGGAGUCCAAGCUUUUCGAGAAGAUCAAAGAAGGCUACUAUGAGUUUGAGUCUCCAUUCUGGGAUGACAUUUCUGAGUCAGCCAAGGAUUUUAUUUGCCACUUGCUGGAGAAAGACCCGAGUGAGCGGUACACCUGUGAGAAGGCCUUGAGGCACCCCUGGAUUAACGGAAACACAGCCCUCCACCGGGACAUCUACCCCUCAGUCAGCCUUCAGAUCCAGAAGAACUUUGCCAAGAGCAAGUGGAGGCAAGCCUUCAACGCGGCCACCGUGGUGCACCACAUGAGGAAGUUGCACAUGAACCUGCACAGUCCCGGUGUCCGCCCCGAAGCAGAGAACAGACCUCCUGUCAUGAAAGCCUCAGAAGCUUCGAGACCCAGCUCCCCUGAGAUCACCAUUAUUGAGGCCCCUGCCUUGGACCAGAGCGUGGCACUCCCUGCCCUGACCCGGCUGCCCUGCCAGCACAGCCUCCGGCCCACAGGUCCCGGUGGCAGGUCCCUCAACUGCCUGAUCAACGGCUCCCUCCGCAUCAGCAGCAGCCUGGUGCCCAUGCAGCACGGGCCCCUGGCUGUGGGGCCCUGUGGCUGCUGCGCCAGCUGCUUGAGCAUCGGAAGCAAAGCCAAGUCCUCCUACUGCUCUGAGCCCUCCCUCUUCAAAAAGGCCAACAAAAAGAACUUCAAGUCCGAGGUCCUGGUGCCCGUCAAAGCCAGCGGCAGCUCCCACUGCCGGGCGGGGCAGACCGGAGUCUGCCUCAUUAUGUGA